AUGGCUGAACGAAAUUUUUUUGAUUUUGCCAAACAUAUUCCCGUUGCUGGAUAUGCAUAUGGUGUGGUUCGUGGUGUUGCUUAUAGAUUAGCAGAUGAUCGAGAAGAAGCGAAGCAUUCCUUGGAAAUGGAUCUUGCUGAUUUAAAUCCAUUACGCAUGCCUCGAAACUUAGUUAACAGUUUAGUUAAUUCGACAUGUAAUUUGGAUAAAGGUAUUUGGAUUGGUAGACGAAGUCUCGGCAAUCAACCAUAUAGUUUGACAUUUUCACCUGGUAGUGAUGUAUAUCAUUGGUGUAUUCAAAUUGAUGGAAUUAUUUAUGAACUAGAUAAAUUAAAGAAUCAGAUCGUGAUUAAUAUUAUAUCAGAAGAGAACAAUCCAACAACGUAUCAAAGUUAUUGUAGACGAUUUUCAUGGACGAUGUUAACACGUGAACCAUCAUCGGUUAGUAAGAGUACAUUACAAGAUUAUGCAGAAUCAUUUAAACAAUAUAAUUAUCAACUCAUUUUAUCAUCAAAUAAUACAGUUAAUUGUCAAUUUUUCGUCAAAUACAUGUUUGCUAAAGCUACUAAUAUAUCAACGGAAAGAGCUGCAGGUAUUAUUUAUACCAUUAUUCCAAAUAUUCUUUUCUGA
This is a messenger RNA of Rotaria sp. Silwood1, 630 nucleotides long. The record is from the annotation of a GenBank genome assembly. Lineage: Eukaryota; Metazoa; Rotifera; Eurotatoria; Philodinida; Philodinidae.